Penicillium olsonii is the source of this 1932-nucleotide messenger RNA. The record is from the annotation of a GenBank genome assembly. NCBI's taxonomy places the organism in Eukaryota, Fungi, Ascomycota, Eurotiomycetes, Eurotiales, Aspergillaceae.
AUGGCCCCCACCAAGAAGCAGCCCAACCGGCGCCAGUAUACCACCCCCCAGAUGCCCAAGCUGAGAUGGUCCAGGCAGAGGCGAUUAGUACUGUGUUUCCUCUUCGACGUCUUCCUCUGCGACCGCAGACAAACUGAGCAAAUCUUCUCUUUCCUGUUCAGAGACCACCUGAAUGACCAAGGCAUUCUGGGCCUUGCCCCAAUGAGCAAACUCCGCGCCCAAAGAAACUGGAUGAAAAACACAGACAAUAUUGUGUGGCUACAUUUUCAGAACCCCGAAUUUGAAGCCAGCAGCGAAGCACGCGAGAUUCGAACCAAAAUAAUAUCUGCAGCGAGAGCUCUCAGCUUGGACUUGCGAAUCAGAACACCGAAUGGCGACACACCAACUCCAACGGAGACACACGAGGUAAGUAUUGUAUCAUCCGAGAUCACUUCCACACUGACACUCCAAGGAUGCACACAUGAUAUCCCCCUCGCAAUCAGCAACCUCAGAGUCACAGACAAGUUGGAUACAGGCCAACCGCAAGACUACCUCGAAGCAGCAAUCACAGAUCUACAAAGUUGUCUCAGUGACAUAGAUUCUGAACCCGACUCUGAUGAACCGGUGGUGACUAGCCAUGGCAAGCUCUGCUUGUGGUGUGAUAACCACGCGGAAAGCGAAAACCCAAAUGAUCACAUCCCACAAAGUGACAUGGAAAUCGAAGUUGAAGACUCGGAAAUCCAAGAUCCCACUCUGGGGAGGCACCCUGACCCACCUGACCUGGACGGGCUCCCCCUGGACGAGAUCCCACCGCUGCUGUACAGAUGGUUCAAUAUUGACUCUCAAGGCGAAAACUCGACGGGGGGCUUUCUAUCAGGCCUCUUCUGCGUGGAAUCCCCCUUUAAUCGCGAGGAAAUCACCAAUCAAGAAUUUGUGAAGCAUUUUGUUCAACACGUCACAAAGAAGAAGCGUCUGACUCCCCUAAUAUCAACGUUUCGCUCCCCCUUGGCACCAAUUCACCGAGCUCUGAACAGUCAAAAGCCAGCAUCGCUGGCUAUCAUAGACACCCGAAAGCUGCAAACAGAAGUCUUCAGCGCCCAUCCCAUCGCCAAGUACACAUGCACAUUCACCACGCAAUGGCGCGGUUACGGUGAAUACCUCAUCUGGGGACAUGUACCCAGCGAAGCCGUCAUCUUCCUAUCCCCCAUCAACAGGAUCGAGAACCUAGCAACCGAACACAGCGACAUCAACCGUCUCCUCUUGCUAGACUUCCUACGAGACAGACUAUUCUGCGACCAAAGUCUCCGAUUCCGACUAUCCGCCAAGCGCAAAUCACCCUACAAAUCCGGCCGAACAUUCGGAAAACUGCUCUUCAUUCUCAACUUCCCCCGUCUGUACUGGGAGUACGCGGCAAACACAUUUAUGAAAUGCUGGGGCUGGGAAGAAGCCGAAGAAACUGUCUUGCUCCUGAGCGGCCUGAAGAGCGAGAUGCCAUAUUCGAAUGAAUUGUCGGACUCGGAGUCCGAGGAAGCGCAUGGGCCUUUUCCUAAAUCUCAGAGAUCAAGGCAGGAGUCUCUGUGCUCGGAUAUGGAUUAUGCGCCUUCGGUUGUUGAUGUAGACUCUGAGUCUGAGUCUGAGUCUGAGUCCUCUGAGGAAAGAGACGAGUCGGAGAAUGAGUCUGGGAUCAUGGAGGCUAGGAGUGAAACUGUUGAUGAUGAGCGUUUUUCUACACACGAGAGCAUGUCGAGCUUUGGGUCUUUGAUUAAUAGGAGGGAACGGCGACGUGGUGUUACCGAGUCUUUGGGGGUGCAGCAUGGGCAUUCUGCGGGCCAUCGAGAUGGGACUGGUCUAGCGGUUGAAGUGCCUUGUCGAGUGCAGAAUCAGCGAGCCUGUGAUGGAGAUACAAUGAGCGAGGUUUUGAUCUUUGAGGGCGGAUCGUGGGGUCCGCUCUAG